Ictalurus punctatus (channel catfish) is the source of this 3056-nucleotide messenger RNA. RefSeq names its product deubiquitinase DESI2. NCBI's taxonomy places the organism in Eukaryota, Metazoa, Chordata, Actinopteri, Siluriformes, Ictaluridae. The record is from RefSeq and is a predicted model, not a curated record. Bases 561 to 1214 code for a protein of 217 amino acids. The transcript is spliced from 5 exons. Gene Ontology annotation, biological process: protein deubiquitination. Gene Ontology annotation, molecular function: deubiquitinase activity.
UCUACCUGUCUCUCUCUGUAUCUCUCUCUCAUUCGCUCUCUCUAUACCUGUCUGUCUGUCUGUCUGUCUGUCUGUCUGUCUGUCUCUCUCUCUCUCUCUCUCUCUCUCUCUCUCUCACACACACACACACACAGUCUACACAUCAGCUUGUUGCUGGAACUCCAUCCAGUCUUUUGCGUAUGAAGCUCCUGCGCUCGUCUCUCCUCCGUUGUUAUUCUAUUUUUUUAAAGGAUUGAUGGGAUGAUGUAAUGAAGUGAUGGCAUGAUGAUGUGAUGAAGUGAUGAUGUCCAUCGUCCGGAACCGGAUCCUGAUGUUCAUGUUGUUCAUCAUCACUCGAGCCCUCUGAAGUGCCUGUCCUGUCCAUAGAGGACCAAUGAGGAAGACGGACCUCUCCACCUGUAGCUACCUCCAAACUCACCCCUCGCUUUAGAGGAAUAAAAAGUUGAUAAACAAUCCCUCCAUCCUGCACACGUUCAUCAACAUCUUCAGAAAGGACUGCGCUCUCUCGCUCGCGCUCUCGCUCUCUCUCUCUCUCUCUCUCUCUCUCUGAGGACAGAAGAAUGGCCAGUGAACCCGUCAUCCUCAACGUCUACGACAUGUACUGGAUUAAUGAAUACACGUCCACUCUGGGAAUCGGAGUCUUCCACUCAGGAAUACAGCUGUAUGGCAGAGAAUUCGCAUACGGAGGUCAUCCAUAUCCUUUCAGUGGGGUGUUUGAGAUCAACCCAGGAAACGCCGCUGAGCUCGGAGAGACUUUUAAAUUCAAAGAGGCAAUUGCUUUGGGUACGACGGAUUUCACAGAGGAGGAUGUUGAUAAGAUCAUGGAGGAACUGGGCAAAGACUAUAAAGGAAACGCGUAUCACCUGAUGCACAAAAACUGCAACCACUUUUCUUCUGCCCUGUCUGAGUUGCUGUGUGGCUGUGAGAUCCCGCGCUGGGUGAACCGCUUGGCGUAUUUCAGCUCGUGCGUGCCGUUCCUGCAGAGCUGUUUACCCAGAGAGUGGCUCACACCGGCCGCCCUGCAGAGCCACAUCAGCAUGCACAGAGAAGACACACACUCUCACACACACACACACUCAUACACACACUCAUACGCACACUCAUACGCACACUCCCACGCACACUCACACACACACGAGUCCAGCUCCAGCGAUGAGGAGCCAUCAGGGGCUGCGGGAGGAAGAUCACACAGCUGCAGACACACUCGAGUGUGACACACACACACACACACACACACACACACACCACUAUCACCUGGCUCCACAUUGAACCGUGCAGCAGCAGGCGAGUGAUGGACAGUUCAGACUGACCAAUCACAGGCCUCGGUUUUGCCCCUCCCCCUCUGUAGUACUGUAAACUUGGGAUGCUUCUCAGACUUUUAGACGACUUUUAAUGAUGAAAUAAUAUUUCUCAAGGUGAACUUACAUAUACAAGUAUCUGAAUUCUUAGAAUUUAGUUUUUAUACUUCGUAAAUAUUUUAAUGGUUGAUUUAUGACGAUAAUAAUAUAAUUCUGUAAUCAGCUGAUUACAGAAGAAUUCAAAUAUUCAGACAUAUAUUUAACAUUUAUUUCAUUUUUGUUGUGAAUGAGUUUGAUUAUUCAGCUGUUUUGAUUUGACAUGAUUAUUAUUAUUGUAUUCCAUUUUAUUAAAUUCACUUCCUCUUUCAUUUCUAUACAUACAGUAUUUUUAAUGUAAAUAAUUCCACACAACUGAGGAUUCAGUUCAGUAUGUUUUAGAGUGUGUGUGGAUUUUUAAGCUAAGCAUGUUGUUGGCAGUGUGUGACGCGAGUGUGUGACGCGAGUGUCUCACAGAAUCUGAAAAUUUCAAAAUAUAAUUUAAAAAAAAAAAGCUGAGAUCAAAUUUAAUACCUUUUAUUGUGACACGUGAUUUUACCAAGACAUGCAAAAGUGGGUGGGGCUUAAAUUCAUCCAGUCUUAAAAUUGAUCAUUUGACUUCCACUAAUAAAACACGGGAUUUAUGCUGCAUUCACAGUAACUUGAAAGUGGGAAGCCUGAACUUUCGAAUUCUGUACUUUUUGAGCUACAAAGCGGGAAAAAAACAUGGACGCCUCCAUGAAAGCGUGUGUUUUUAGCCAGCGAACAUCAGUGACUGCAUCACAGUGUAAACAUUCAGCAGCAUUAUCUACACUAACCAGCUACUUCCUAACUGUAAAUGUCAUUUAAUACAUCAUUUACAGUAAAUAACUUUCAGAAAAUGCCCACAACAGCAACUGGGCUGGUGCUUUGUUUAUUUUAAAUAUUUAUUUAAAGAUGUAGGCUACAAUACUUCAGCAAUAAAACAACAUGAACAUGCACAAUUUCAUUAAAGGAAUAGUUUAAAAGGAAUAGUUAUAAAUCAAUUAACCUUUUAAUUAUCAGUAUUUCUGAUUCUUGAUUUUUCAUUACAGACGCCAUUUUGUUGGUGUGAUGUCACAGAAAUGCUGUAAGUCUUUCCGAGGAAUAACCGUACAGAGAGACAGAAAUUGAAAGUCUAAACUUUCAGGAUAUGUUCAUUAGGUAACAUGUAGUGCUGAUCAAAUGUCAAUUUAAGCUCCGCCCUUUUUUGACUUUGAGACAUCACACACUCAGCUGUAUGGAAAAGCAGCCAUUGUGUGUGUGUGUGUGUGUGUGUGUGUGUGUGUGUGUGUGUAUGUGUGGUAUGAUAACCCUCUAACCUCAGAGAGCUUAAGAACCAUGUGACCUUUAACCUUUGAGAAUAAGUGAUUAUUUUGUACGCACUGUGCCAUUUAUCAGCGCUCCACUGUGUCACUGUUUCACACCAAAUCAGACGUCUGAUCAGUGACGCCUGUCAAUCAAUCCCUUUAUCCUCUUCUUUGAUGUCAUGCAGGUUGCCAUGGAAACACACGUCUUAAUGAGUUUUGUACCUCAUGUAACAGUAUGAUUUAUACUCGUUCAGUAUUUGCUUUUGAUUUCCGUCGCUGAUGGACGAUUUUUUUGGACAUUUUUCUACGUUUGUCAGAUUUAAACCUGGACUGGAAUUAAAUUUUAUGAUCUGAAAUAUAAUAUUACAAUUUUACAAAGUUAAAUAAAGGAUUA